GGGCGGUGGGCGAUCUUACCUCAAAUUCGCGUGACACCGGGUGAGAGCAACCUCGCAAGCCAGGCUCUUUUACCCACGCUCCUCGCGGCCCACGCUUUGGGGUGAGAGCGGGUUGGGCAGUGAGACAGAGGAAGAGGGCAGACAUAUACAUCCGGUUUUCUGCGAUUGCCAUUGGUGGUGCUUCGAAUGCGGAGAAUACAGGUGCUUCCGGUUGAAUUUCAGCGAUAUAAAAACAAUAAAAGCUUAUUAUCAACAUUCAACUUGCGAUUGACCGACGUCUCGAAUUGCUUUCCGAUUUUCAUACUGGUGAGAUUUGGACAUGAACUUGUGUAUAUGUUCCGGAAAAUAACAACGGAUACAUUUACAUCAACACAGCUUUUAUUAUGGCUUUGAAAUUUUUACAACAAAUCCAACUGUUGCUUUGGAAAAACUUCUCAAUUCGACGGCGUCAGUGGUUGAGAAAUGCAGUCGAAAUUGUGUGGCCAUUGAUGCUUUUUCUAAUCUUGGUGCUAGUAAGAAAAAGACGCCCUGCUGCAUUCCGUGAUUCUGACAUUUACAGACCACAAGCUCUGCCGUCGGCUGGGUUGUUUCCUUUCAUUCGUGGCUUUUUUUGUGACUUCAUCGAUUAUGGUACGAGCUACAAUGGCAAUAAUAGUGUGGAUUUGCCAGAUAAUAAAAUGUUAUUUGAUAUUUUCGAAGAUGUUCAAAGUUUUCUUGAAAGUCGAGAUCUAACCCGAGAUCCAACCAUUUCGUCGCUUGUCGAGAGCCCAGAUGAUGUUAGACAGUUCCUCAUCAAGAACCUGUCAUUUUCUCCAAAUUUAGCGGACAGCGUUUUGGACGCCAGAGUUAACUUUUCGAAGUUCAAUGGAAGAAGUCCGCCGUUUUUAUCAAGACUGUUGCCAUUUAUGGUUCUUGGUCAACCUUUACAAAACAGAACAGUUUUGUUCAACAGUUUACAAAGAGCUUGCAAUACUUCGUCAUGGGGUGGAUAUCUUAUAUUUUCGUCGCCUGAAAGCGAAAUGGCAUUUCAUGAGGCUAUAUGUAAUUUAAGCAUAUCUCAAGUCAAUGAGCUCCCUCUUGAAAUGAGAAAUCAAUUGAGGCUUCCUAAUGGCAUAAUAAAACUGGCACAAAAAGUACAAGAGAAUGGUGGAUGGUACGAAGCAAUUUGUGGCCGGAAAAUGGAUCCUUCUUUGACAGGCGAAGACGACGGACCAACUACGAUGAAGCCAGAGGAAGAAAAAGAAAAAGAAGAGGCUCAAAAUAAGAUUAAAAAAAAUUCCUGUGCUUGGAUGACACCACUGGAUAAAAAAAUGUCAGAAUUUCAUAAUUAUACAGGCAAUGGAAAAUGUUCAGCAGUAAAACCUGAGCUAAGGUCCGACUGUGGUUGGGGCGGAAUAAACAAGAAGUCAUGUGCUAAAAUUGGUUGUUGUUAUGAUGACUCAAUUUCUGACAAGUUCUAUUGUUAUUGUCCAGAGAAUGAUAGAUGCUGUAAGUUUCGUGCUUGUCUGCUCGAUAAUCUUGGCACAAGCUUUAGUGGCGGCGACUCAAGACGACGAAGCUUCUUUCUCCAGUUAAUGAAGACGUUUUUAUCAGCCAAGAUAUUAUAUACUCCUGAUAAUCAACACACACGUAGGAUUAUAGAAAAGGCGAAUUUUACAUUUUCUGAGAUGGGUUUUGUCUGGGAGCAAAUUCGUAUGGCCGCAAAGAAUGGAAAUUUUCAGCCACCGCAAAUCGAUCCCCCAAGCUUUUUAAACUCUCCGAACUUUAACAUGUUGCGACUUCUUCUUUCUCUGAACGGAGGUGCAUCUGGGUUUUCAGAACGAUUUCAGACUAUUGCACGGCUCAUCGCUGAUAAUGGAGACUGUCUUUCUUUUGACUAUUUCAAACCUGUGAAGAAUGAGAGAGAGGCAGAGAGAUUAGCGUUGACAGAAAAAGGAUACCCACCCCUUGCAACUGUGGUAUUUAAGAACGUACCUGACGAUGCUGAAGAGUUGUCUCCUCAUGUCGAGUACAAAAUACGACAAGACAUCGACACAGUUCAAAAUCCACGAUGGAAACGGCACAGAUAUUGGCGGCCAGGCCCAGAAAACUCCAUGUAUAGACUGAGAUAUAAGUUCUUUGGUUUCAUAUUUUUGCAAGACAUGAUUGAUCGAGGCAUUACGGAGGCUCAGACAAAUGAAACAGUUAAAACAGGAUUGUUUCUGCAAAUGAUGCCUUACCCUUGCUAUAUUUAUGACAGGUUCUCAUACACGAUCUCAAACUCAAUGCCACUGUUCAUGACAUUAGCCUGGAUCUACAGCGUAGGAAUGAUAAUUAAAACAAUUGUUCAUGAGAAGGAGACACGACUGAAAGAGGUGAUGAAGGUGAUGGGUUUAACCAAUUCCGUUCAUUGGUUAGCUUGGUUUAUCACGAGUGUAAUUAUGAUGAUGAUAACUACAAUACUUCUUGUCAUGGUUCUAAAGUUCGGAGAUAUUCUUCAAUACAGCGAUCCUUCUGUCAUCUUCGUGUUCUUUUUCGUGUUCACGAUAUCAACAAUCAUGUUCUGUUUCUUGAUAAGCGUGUUCUUCUCGCGUGCUAACGUAGCUGCUGCGUGCGGUGGUCUCAUUUAUCUUACAACGUAUCUACCGUAUGUAAUACUCACGAUAUUCGAAGAAAACGUCAACAAGUCGCAUCUUAUAGCCAGUUGUUUAUUAUCACCGACGGCAUUUGGUAUCGCGUGUCGAUAUUUUGCAAGAUUUGAAGAGCAAGGCAUUGGUUUACAGUGGAAUAAUCUGUACUCUAGUCCAGUUUACGGCGAUGAGUUCAGCGUUGGAGGAGCCAUGAAUAUGUUAAUUGUCGAUGCUUUCAUCUAUGGUUUAUUCACGUGGUAUAUUGAAGCUGUUUUCCCAGGAGAUUUUGGGGUACCCAAGCCAUGGUAUUUUCCGUUCAUGAGGUCAUACUGGUGUCCAUCACGAAAAAGAAGCAGAACUCUUGGUUCGCAUCAUGAUACUCAGAUAUACCGAGUACUUGGUGAUCAGGCCGUAGAACUGGGAUCAGUCGACUCUCCAGUGACACCCGCAGAUUCUAAUGUCGCAAUGGAGCGGGAACCAAGACAUUUACCUUUGGGAAUUUCAAUGAGAAAUCUAAAGAAGGUUUACAGCAAUGGAAAAGUAGCAGUUGAUGAUUUGAGCCUAAAUCUUUAUUCUGGACAAAUUACAUCAUUCCUUGGUCAUAAUGGAGCGGGAAAAACCACGACGAUGUCGCUGCUGACCGGCAUUUAUCCACCUACUGAGGGCACGGCUUUCAUCGAAGGAAGAGACAUUCGGAGUAGUAUGGACGAAAUUCGCAACAGUCUUGGUAUAUGCCCACAAUACAAUGUCUUGUUUGAUGAUCUCACUGUUGAAGAACAUCUCUGGUUUUACGCCAAGUUAAAAGGAUUGGAUAAUAACCUUAUUCCAGAUGAGAUUGAAAAGUUCCUCGCUAAUUCUCAUUUAAUACCAAAACGGAAAGAAAGGUCAAGAUUUUUAUCUGGGGGAAUGAAACGGAAGCUGUCUGUGUCAAUGGCGUUUGUCGCUGGCUCAAAGACUGUGAUACUUGAUGAACCAACGGCUGGUGUUGAUCCGUACGCCCGCAGAGCAAUAUGGGACUUGCUCUUGCAAUACAAAAAAGGUCGGACAAUAUUGCUGUCCACUCAUCAUAUGGACGAAGCUGACGUACUAGGAGACCGUAUUGCAAUAAUUGCUCAAGGCAAACUAUGUUGUUGUGGAACUUCGCUGUUUCUCAAAAGUCAAUAUGGUAGCGGUUAUUACCUUACGUUGGUGAAGAAAGAUCUUGUGAGUAAUGUGAAAACGCGAGCUCUUGACGCAGGACCAAGACGAGAUAGCGAUGAUGAUCAGAGUGAAACAUCAAGCAGAAGUAUUGAUGAAGGUGUAAGUCUGGGAGAUUCAGCCUCUGAAGUGAGUGAACUUGCAACAGACUACGAUAAACCAUCACAACUUUCACUAACUGCCUUCAUCAAGUCUUAUGUUGCUCAAGCGGAGUUAGUUGAGAGUGUUGGUACUGAGAUGACGUAUGUUUUACCCACUGGAGAGUCCCAUGGGAGCAAGUUUGAGAACCUUUUCGACGCAUUAAAUCAAAAUCUGGAGAGGUUUAACAUUAGCAGCUUUGGUGUUUCUGAUACGACAUUGGAGGAGGUUUUCCUGAAAGUGGCUAGUGCCGGAAGUAUUGAGGAAGAAGAGGAAGUGAAGUCAUCUUAUCCCACAAGACGUAUCAGUGUAAGAAAUGAAAAAAGCAAGUUUGAGCGUUUCAAAUUAAUGUUCCAGAGGAAACAGAGAUCCACCGCGAUUGGGUCCGUUGAUGAAGAUGAUAUUACUCAAGACGCAGGGGAAGAAGAUGCUUUGGAAGACGAAGAAGUGUCAAAUGAUAUUGAUGAUGUUUUCAGAGCUCCGAGAAUUAAACCUAAAGCAACUGGUUUAAAUUUAAUUAAGAAACAAUUCAUUGGUUUACUCAAGAAACGAUUUAACCAUGCAAGACGAAACAGAAAAGGCUUUAUCUCUCAAAUUGUUCUUCCAGCUUUAUUUGUCUGUUUGGCAAUGGUUUCAGCCAUGCUUCGUCCUCCAGUUGGUCAACUACCUGCAUUGAAACUCACUACAACUGAUGCCAUACCUCAACCUAAUACAAUGUUCUUUGCUGAUGCAACACAAUCUCCAAGUGGAAAACGACUCGCAGAUACGUUAGUUAACCCCCCUGGAGUAGGAAGCUAUUGUGUUCCUCUCAAUUGCUCAAAAGAAAGACUUCGUUUCAAUAAAGGCUACGCAACUGUUCCUCGCUCAUCGCGAUUUUUCCAAUCAUGUUCAUGUAAGACAGGAACUGCUGUAUGUUCAGACAAGUGUUGCAAGUAUCCACCCCCAAAAGCUUCGUCAGAUACUGGUGACACUGUGCUUAAUAUCACUCUCCGGGAUUAUAAUGAUUAUAUUCUCAGGACAACUAAACAGUUUCGCAAGAAAAGAUACGGAGGUGUCACAUUUGGUCACAAGAUAAAUGUUCCUGAAAGAAUUCGUAGUAACACGGAUGCGAAAAUCCGGCGACUUUUUGCAACAGAAGGAAUUAAGGCCUGGUACAGCAAUAAGGGCUAUCAUGCAAUGCCAACUUUCUUAAGCGUCGCAACUAAUACUUUGUUACGUGAGCGAGUUUCUUCAAAAGGCACAAAUCCAAGACGAUACGGAAUAACGACAUAUAAUCAUCCGAUGAACUUAACAAAAGGAGAAUUAUCUGAAGCAACAUUGAAAAAUAUGACCCGAACUGACCUGGUAAUGGCUAUUUUUGUGAUCUUUGCACUUGCAUUUGUUCCUGCAAGUUUUGUUGUUUUUCUUAUCAAUGAACGUGUUUCGAAAGCCAAACAUCUACACAUGGUUUGUGGUGUGAAUCCUCUUAUAUACUGGGUAUCCAACUUCGUCUGGGAUAUGUGUAACUAUUGCAUCCCUGCAUUUUGUUGUAUCUGCAUAUUCCUCGCAUUCCAAGAGAAGUCGUACACUUCAGCUGAUAACUUUGGACCAACUCUGUUGUUACUGUUGUUAUAUGGGUGGUCGAUAACGCCUCUGAUGUAUCCAGCUUCCUUCGUGUUUGAGAUCUCAAGCACAGCUUACAUCGCCCUAAUUUGUAUUAAUCUGUUUAUUGGAAUGAACACGACCAUCGCGACUUUUGUUCUGGAGUUCUUUGACGAUGAUGCUGAGCUCCAGCUGAUCAAUUCCUACCUCAAGCAAAUCUUUCUCAUUUUCCCAAAUUAUUGCUUGGGCCGAGGACUUAUUGAUCUAGCAAAGAAUCAAAUAUUCGCUGACGUCUACAAAAGAUUUGGUAGCGAUAUUUUUAAAGAUCCAUUGAGUUGGGACAUCACUGGCAGAAAUAUCCUCUCUAUGUUUGUGUUGGGUUUUGUCUACUUUGCAUUUACAUUGUUGAUCGAAUACAGGUUCUUCAUUAAAAAAAGGAAAGUAAUUGGUGAGUUAUCUAGUGGUGCAGAUUGUGACGAUGAUGUCCGUAAUGAAAGACAACGUGUUAAGAAUGGUGAUGCUAAUUCUGAAUGUCUUCGUCUUGUUAACCUGACAAAGGUCUACCAAUCCAAAUUUAGUCGCUCAAAGAAUGUCGCAGUGAAAGAACUUUGUCUUGGUGUUCCACGUGGACAGUGCUUUGGAUUACUUGGUGUAAAUGGUGCUGGUAAAACUACAACAUUCAAGAUGCUAACUGGAGAUAUUGGCGUAACUAAAGGCGAUGCUUACAUUAAUCAACACAGUGUUGUCGACGAUAUUUUGGCUGCGAGACAAAGUAUGGGAUAUUGUCCACAGUUUGAUGCUCUCAAUGAUCUUCUCACUGCCCGCGAACACCUGAAACUUUAUGCCCGAAUAAGAGGAAUUCAAGAAGAGGAUGUCAACCAGGUUACUGAUUGGUGUCUACGCACACUCAAUCUUCUCCAAUACGCUGACCGGUGUGCUGGAAAAUACAGUGGAGGAAAUAAACGCAAAUUAUCUACAGCUAUUUCUUUGGUUGGUGAAUGCCCAAUUAUAUUUCUGGAUGAGCCGACAACAGGCAUGGAUCCAAAAGCCAGACGGUUUUUAUGGAAAGUUAUCUCUGACAUUGUAAAAGAUGGACGAACAAUUAUUUUAACGUCGCACAGUAUGGAAGAAUGUGAGGCACUUUGCGGAAGAAUAGCAAUCAUGGUCAAUGGAGAAUUCAAAUGUAUGGGAACACCUCAACACCUCAAGAACAAAUAUGGAGAUGGUUAUACCGUUAUUCUCAGAAUUGCGGGAGUCAUGCCUGAUUUGGAGCCUGUAAAGAAUUUCAUGGAAAAUACCUUUUUGGAAUGUGUAUUAAAGGAUCAACAUCAUAAUAUGCUGGAGUAUCAGUUACAUAAUGAGAGAACUUCUCUGUCUUUUGUAUUUGGUGAGUUGGAAAGAAGUAGAGAACAACUGAGCAUCGAGGAAUACUCCGUCAGUCAAACAACGUUAGAUCAGGUUUUUAUUAACUUUGCAAAACAACAAACAGACGGAAUGGAACCAAUCCUACCGUCAGAAUCUUCAGAUCGUUCGGAGCCGCACAGUCCGAUGAUUGGACGACAUUCGGACCGACCUGUUGAAGUGUAAAACGAUAAUUUCUCCCACUCUAAUAAUAAUAUUGCAGUUAAAUAAGACUUUUUUAAUUAAUAAAUAUGUAUAGAUAUAAAUUUCAUUGAAUAUAAUUGUGUGUACAUGUUGGCAACCAUCUGUAUAUCCGGCAUGGCCUUUCUCAUAUGUUUGUAUAUAGAUUUGUAAAAUUUCAAAUGAAUUGAAUUUUAGACUGAAUUUAUUAAACAAGUAUAUACUAGUGA
This is a messenger RNA of Dendronephthya gigantea, 7336 nucleotides long. Its product is annotated as ATP-binding cassette sub-family A member 1-like. Gene Ontology annotation, biological process: lipid transport; transmembrane transport. Lineage: Eukaryota; Metazoa; Cnidaria; Anthozoa; Malacalcyonacea; Nephtheidae. The record is from RefSeq and is a predicted model, not a curated record. The coding region runs from base 384 to 7112 and encodes 2242 amino acids. The transcript has 46 exons. Gene Ontology annotation, molecular function: ATP binding; ABC-type transporter activity; lipid carrier activity. Gene Ontology annotation, cellular component: intracellular membrane-bounded organelle; membrane.